Molecule: messenger RNA, 3899 nt
Organism: Scomber japonicus (chub mackerel)
Lineage: Eukaryota; Metazoa; Chordata; Actinopteri; Scombriformes; Scombridae
Gene: cand2
Product: cullin-associated and neddylation-dissociated 2 (putative)
Exons: 24
Coding region: 1-3714 (1237 amino acids)
Biological process (GO): SCF complex assembly; protein ubiquitination
Cellular component (GO): nucleus
Source: RefSeq, a predicted model, not a curated record
AUGUCCAGUGUUUCCUAUCACAUCUCCAACCUGCUGGAGAAGAUGACCUCCACUGACAAAGACUUCAGGUUCAUGGCCACCAACGACCUGAUGCUGGAGCUGCAGAAGGACAGCAUUAAGCUGGACGAGGACAGCGAGAGGAAAGUGGUGACGAUGCUGCUCAAACUGCUGGAGGACAAGAACGGAGAGGUGCAGAACCUGGCUGUGAAAUGCCUGGCCCCUCUGGUGAGCAAAGUGAAGGAGCCUCAGGUGGAGACGAUGGUUGACAUCCUGUGUUCAAACAUGAUGUCGGACAAGGAGCAGCUGAGAGACAUUUCCAGCAUGGGACUGAAGACUGUGAUCGCUGAGCUGCCGCCGUCUUCAUCAGGUCUGACGCUGACAGCCAGUGUGUGUAAGAAGAUCACCUCCCAGCUGAUCGGAGCCAUGGGGAAACAGGAGGAUGUGUCGGUUCAGUUGGAGGCUCUCGACAUCCUGUCCGACAUGUUGGGAAGGCUCAGCGGUUCACUGGUCAGUUUCCACAGCUCUCUGCUGUCCAGCCUGCUGCCUCAGUUAACCAGCUCCAGAAUGGCGGUCAGAAAGCGCUCCAUCUUGGCUUUGGGUCACCUGGUGCCCUGCUGUAGCCCCGCCCUCUUCUCCCAGCUGACUGAACACCUGCUGACGGAGCUGGCCAAGGGUCCGCCCACUUCCAUGACGAGGACGUACAUCCAGUGCCUGGCGACCGUCAGUCGUCAGGGCGGCCAUCGAGUCGGUGAACAUUUAGAGAAGCUGAUCCCCAUGGUCGUCAAGUUCACCAGUGUGGAGGACGACGAGCUGAGAGAGUAUUGUUUCCAGACCUUUGAAGCUUUUAUACGCAGAUGUCCUAAAGAGAUGUCGCCCCACGUUGCCACGGUGACUCAGCUCUGUCUUAAGUUCAUGACCUUUGACCCGAACUACAACUACGAUGAUGCUGAGGAGGAAGAGGAAGACAGCAUGGACAUAGACGGCUUCGAUGAAGAAUCUGACGACGAGUACAGCGAUGAUGAUGAUAUGAGCUGGAAGGUCCGACGCUCCUCCAUCAAAUGUCUGGAGGCUUUGAUUGACUCCCGCAGAGACCUCCUGCUCUCCUUCUACUCCUCCAUCUGCCCCGCGCUGCUCGCCAGGUUCAAGGAGCGCGAGGAGAACGUGCGGGCGGACGUGUUCGCUGCGUUCUCCACGCUGCUGAGACAAACGCGAGGAGGGACGAGUCACCACGCUCUGAUCACGGCCAGCUCAGACACCAGCAAAGAGGAAGAACCGGCGGUCGGCAUGCUGAAGAAACAGGUGCCGGUGAUAGUGAAAGCUCUCCACAGACAGCUGAAGGAGAAGAGCCUUAAAUCUCGACAGGGCUGCUUCUGUCUCCUCACUGAGCUGGCUCACACUGCACCAGGAGCCCUGGAACAACACAUACCUGCUCUGAUACCUGGCAUCGUCUUCUCCCUGACCGACAAAUCCACCUCCUCCACCAUGAGGAUCGACGCUCUCUCCUUCUUCCAUGUCCUCCUCCUCUCACACCCUCCUCAAGCCUUUCAGCCCCACAUGCAGGUGCUGCUGCCCCCGGUGGUGGCGUGUAUAGAAGACUCUUUCUAUAAGAUCACAUCAGAGGCUCUGCUUGUCACUCAGCAGCUGGUCAGAGUGAUGAGACCGCUGGAACAGAAGGGAGGAUUCGACCCCAAACCGUUCGUUAAAGAGGUGUUUUCCGCAACCCUGAAGAGGCUGAAAGCAACAGACAUCGACCAGGAAGUGAAGGAGAGGGCUAUUUCCUGUAUGGGUCACAUGGUGUGCCACCUCGGCGAUCACCUGGGGGCGGAGCUAAAAGGUGUGCUGGCCAUCUUUCUGGAGAGGCUGAAGAAUGAGAUCACGAGACUGACGGCAGUGAGGACCGUCACACUCAUCGCUGCCUCUCAGUUAAAGAUCGACCUGUCGUCCAUCCUGCCAGAAUCUUUGUCCGUGUUGGGAUCUUUCUUGCGGAAGAACCAGCGUGCUCUGAAGCUCGGUACGUUGGCGUGUCUGACCGCACUCGUCACGCAUCACGCCGCCAGCAUCAAACCUGCGGCGCUGGAGCCCGUGCUGAAUGAACUUCCUGCUCUGGUGGAUGAGAGCGACAUGCAUGUAUCACAGGUGUCCGUCACCUUGCUGACCGGCAUGGCCAAAGCUUGCCCCUCCUCUCUGGCUAAGAUCAGCUCCUCUGUGCUGCCGGGCGUCUUCAGACUCGUCCAUUCUCCGCUGCUGCAGGGAGGAGCGCUCGCAGCCAUCGUGGCCUUCCUCCAGGCUCUGGUAUCAUCCAAGACCAGUAACCUCAGCUACAGUCAGUUGCUGAAGUCCCUCACAGAGCCGUUCCACCACCCUCCGUCCUCUGCAGACAGCUCAGUCCUCCACAGACAGUCCUUCCACUCUGUCGCUCGCUGUGUGGCUGCUCUGUCCUCCGCCUGCCCCAAAGAGACUCCCGGCACCGUGAGCGGCCUCAUCCAGGAGGUGAAGAAUCCUGGCUCUCCAGAGUCCGCUCGAGUCCUGGCUUUAUUGUGUCUGGGGGAGGUGGGGAGGAACGGCAGCCUGGGAGGAAGUAAAGAGGUGCAGGGAGUCAUACUGGAGGCUUUCUCCUCCACCAGCGAAGAGGUGAAGACGGCAGCGUCCUGCGCUUUAGGCAGCAUGGCCGUCGGCAACCUGAACGACUUCCUGCCCUUCCUGCUCAAAGAGAUCACCUCCCAGCCAAGAAGACAAUACCUGCUUCUACACUCCCUCAAAGAAGUCAUCAGUGCCUGUCCAGCGUCGAGUCUCUCGGCCCACGUGGAGUCUAUCUGGGCCCUGCUGUUUCAGAACUGCGAGUGUCAGGAGGAGGGAACGAGGAACCUGGUGGCUGAAUGUUUGGGGAAACUGACGCUAGUCAACCCGGCACAACUACUACCCAGACUUAAACAGCAACUUAAAGCUGGUUCUCCUCUGGCUCGCAGCACAGUGGUGACAGCUGUCAAGUUCACUAUUGUUGACCAACCUGCGCCUAUCGACACACUGCUGAAAGACUGCAUAGGUGACUUCUUGAAGACCCUGCAGGAUCCGGACAUCAACGUGCGCCGCGUCGCCUUGGUGAUGUUUAACUCUGCAGCUCAUAACAAACCAUCUCUGAUCCGUGGUCGUCUAUCAACGGUGCUGCCUUACCUCUACAAGGAGACCCAGAUCAGGAAGGACCUGAUCAGAGAGGUGGAGAUGGGUCCAUUCAAACACACUGUGGAUGAUGGUCUGGAUGUGCGUAAAGCAGCAUUUGAGUGUAUGUACACUCUGCUGGACAGCUGCCUGGAGGGGCUGGACGUCCUGCAGUUCCUAGAUCAUGUAGAGGAAGGACUCAAAGACCACUAUGAUAUCAGGAUGCUGACCUUCCUGAUGCUCGCCAGACUGGUCUCUCUGUGUCCUGCUGCUGUUCUGCAAAGACUGGAUAGACUGGUGGAGCCACUUAAAGCUACUUGCACUACCAAGGUGAAGGCCGGUUCUGUGAAGCAGGAGUUCGAGAAGCAGGAGGAGCUGCGGCGCUCGGCCAUGCGCGCUGUCGCCGCCCUGCUGGCUGUGCCCGAGGUGGAGAGGAGCCCCAGCAUGGCCGACUUCGCCAACCAGAUCAGAACCAACGCAGACAUGGCGUCCAUCUUCCAGAGCGUGCAGGGAGGGGAGGGAGGCUUAGGACCUGCAGAGAGCAUGGAUAUGAGCUAGGCUCACAUGAUGGAAUAGAUGUUUUAUUAUGAUGUUUUUUUAUAGCUACAGUUCAUAAAGCCGCGCAGUGUUUUAUAGAAGCUCGGUGCUGUUCAAAUUUGCUAUACAAACUUUAAAAGCUUUAUUUUAAAAACAAAACAUUUUCCAACUCUACAUUUGGCCUUUUUAAUAUGAAUUUACUCUGG